Molecule: messenger RNA, 492 nt
Organism: Didymodactylos carnosus
Lineage: Eukaryota; Metazoa; Rotifera; Eurotatoria; Philodinida; Philodinidae
Source: the annotation of a GenBank genome assembly
AUGGUAAAUCCCAAGGGUUAUCGUCGUGGCACCCGGCAUUUAUUCUCAAGAGAAUUUAAAAAAAAUGGGCGUAUACCACUGGCAACCUAUAUGAAGGUUUACAAACGAGGAGAUAUUGUUGAUAUUAAAGGUAACGGAGCUGUUCAAAAAGGUAUGCCACAUAAAUUUUAUCAUGGAAAAACCGGUCGUGUGUUUAAUGUCACUCGUCACGCUGUUGGUGUCAUUGUUAAUAAACGCGUAAGAUACCGUAUAAUGGAAAAACGUAUCAAUGUCAGAGUUGAACAUGUUAAACAUUCAACAUGUCGUUUGGACUUUUUAAAUCGUGUUAAAAAAAAUGAAGAAUUGAAACGUAGUGCAAAACUACAAGGAAAAGUUCUUUCAAGUUCUAGUUUAAAAAGACAGCCGGAAGGACCUCGUAAACAACAUCUUGUUCGUACAAAAAACAAUAAACCACAAUUAGUGGAGCCAAUUCCAUACCAAUUCGUUGCAUAA